Messenger RNA from Nyctereutes procyonoides (raccoon dog), 4314 nucleotides. It is a transcript of the gene ZNF239, whose product is annotated as zinc finger protein 239. Lineage: Eukaryota; Metazoa; Chordata; Mammalia; Carnivora; Canidae. Gene Ontology annotation, biological process: negative regulation of transcription by RNA polymerase II. The transcript is spliced from 2 exons. The coding region runs from base 953 to 2173 and encodes 406 amino acids. Gene Ontology annotation, molecular function: DNA-binding transcription repressor activity, RNA polymerase II-specific. The record is from RefSeq and is a predicted model, not a curated record.
GCUGCGGCGCGGCACGGCACGGCACGGCACGGCACGGAGGGGCCCAUCUUUCGCUCGCCUGAGCUCUGGCUUUGGCCGGCCUGGAGGCUUCGUAGCUGGCCGCACCGGCCAUUUCUGUGUGGCGACUGGCCUUAUUACAAGGUUUUCGGUGGACGUCAGACGACCACGAAGGGCCCCUUUGAGGGACCGAGGUUUCUGCCCCCGUAGCACUGUCCUCACAUCCCAGACAUGUGGCAGGUCGGGGAAAGCCCCUCAGGGAGUCAGAAUCCCUUCUGAGGCACCGCAUCUAAGCCAAAAGCUCCUCCUCCUCUUUCUCGAACUUUAGGGCAGAAAUCAGAAACCCUGAAGAAAUGGACACAUCUCAGCCAGUGUUGCGGGGGGUGGAGGAAUUUAUUCACCCUCGUGGGUUUGGCGGAGAGGCUUGGCCUGUGUAAUCCAAAGCCCUGCGGAGACCGGGGAGGGAGGUGCCGCCUGGGGAGGCUCGGGAGGCUCGGAGGCAUCGCCGAGAGGGUGUGAGGGCCCGACCGGAACGGGUUAUCAGCAAGAGCAGAGUAACUUUUUUCCUACAGUUGCUGGACCGACUAGCGUGUGUCCUGCAAGGUGAACUUGAUUUUCACGGCAUUUCUCUUUCCUUAACUGCCUUUCCAGGACUCUGUCCCUCCUGAGAGGAGGAGAUGACCAGGUUCCAGGAGACUUGAAUGAAAAUUCUAUGGAGAAUCUUCAAGACAAAGGACUUAGGGAUCUAUUACCUAGGGGCUUUUCUGCCAGCUAAUUUUAGAAGAUAUGACCAGUACAAUAACAGAGUCGGAAUUAUAUUGUGAAUUCUUCCAGGAGAAGUGUAUAGGAAUCCUGAAUUAGAUUUUCCCCCUUAUCAGAAGCAGGGAGAAACAUCUUCUAUAUUUCCAGAAAUAAGAGCAGUGUGGUAACUCUUCAAAGUGAUGAUUACAAAAACAUGGCAAGUGAAGAAUAUUUGCCUUUGAAAGUCCCAAGCCAAAUGGCCACGCAGGCCUCCUCAGUGACAUUCUGUGAAAAUGAGUUUCAGGAUCCUCAGAAAAGCAAAAGUCUGUUUGUAACUGAAGAAAGCAUUGAGAAAAAAGUCUUGCGGGGAGAAAGUCCUUCCAUGGACCACUGCUCAGAGAACCUUCAAAUUAAACUUAUGUCUGACGUAAUAGACCUGGUCGCACCAUUGGUCAGUGGUGAGACAAAUUGCCAGAAUGGCCAAGUGAAAGACUCUUUGGAUCUCUUUGACUGUAACUACAAAGACAUUUGUGGUUGGAAAUCACAAGUGGUUGGACGUAGUCAUCGGGGAGCUCAUACAGAGAAAGCUUGUAACCAUUACAACCUUGGGAAGAGAAGUAACAACAGCUCAGAUGGCCAUCCGUGUGAGAAAAUCCACACUGCAGAGAAAUUACACAGAUGUAGUCAGUGUGGUAAGGACUUCAGUGAGCACUCAGAACUACUACUUCAUCAAAGACACCACACAGAAGAAAAGCCCUACAAAUGUGAGCAGUGUGGGAAGGGCUUUACAAGGAGCUCCAGUCUUCUGAUCCAUAGAGCAGCCCACACAGAUGAGAAACCCUAUAAGUGUGACAAGUGUGGGAAAGGCUUCACAAGGAGUUCAAGUCUGCUCAUUCAUCACGCAGUCCAUACAGGCGAGAAGCCUUAUAAAUGUGACAAGUGUGGAAAGGGCUUUAGUCAGAGCUCCAAACUGCAUAUCCACCAGCGAGUGCACACUGGUGAGAAGCCCUAUGAGUGUGGGGAGUGUGGUAUGAGUUUCAGUCAGCGCUCCAACCUGCACAUCCACCAGCGAGUUCACACUGGGGAGAGGCCCUACAAGUGUGGGGAAUGUGGGAAGGGCUUCAGUCAGAGUUCGAACCUUCACAUUCACCGCUGCAUUCACACAGGUGAAAAGCCUUUCCAGUGCUAUGAGUGUGGGAAGGGCUUCAGCCAGAGCUCUGAUCUCCGCAUCCAUCUCAGAGUCCACACUGGAGAGAAGCCCUAUCACUGUGGCAAGUGUGGAAAGGGAUUUAGCCAGAGCUCAAAACUCCUCAUCCACCAGAGAGUGCAUACUGGAGAGAAGCCUUAUGAAUGCAGCAAGUGUGGGAAGGGUUUCAGCCAGAGCUCCAACCUCCACAUCCACCAGCGGGUUCAUAGGAAAGAUCCCAUUAAAUAAGGUCUUCAGUCAUAUGCUUAUACAAUAAGGACUUAAAUAUUUUUUUGACUUAAAUAUUUUUAACAUUGUGCUUCCCUUUAUAUUCUCAGGAGAGAGAUAAUAAGAGUUACUCACUUAUGUUCCCUCACUGAAAAUCAUUCAUUCAUUUAAAGUAUUUAAGCUCUUUGUUAGACUAUACAACAAGUUGAUUGUUCUGGUUCCUCAUAUGGGUACAGUGAAAUGUCUGUACUUUGCAGUUCAACCAAUGUUACUAGAACUAGAUGCCCUACCCAGCCUUUUUAAGUACAAAAACUUUAUAUUUAUGUAAUUGGAACAUGUUUCCCUUUGUUCGUAUUCUCUGAGAAAUUGAAACUCUCUGGUUUCUCUUCAAAUUUUGUGCCUUGUCUUUUUCAUAUUUCCUUCCAGCCCUGAUUAGCCCUCUCUAGGUCAAGGGAGUGGUUAGAGAUAUUAUGGAUAUGAAAUCUGUUGUGUUUGCAAAAUAUACAACAGUGUGUGGCACACAAGAAGGUAAAGAGCUACCUAUGUGGUAAACCCCAUAUAUUAUAGGAUGUUGAACCCUCUCCCUCCCCAAGGCAGCUGUUCAGGAACAUCAGUAGUUCUUUUUUCCCUGGAUGUAGCUGGUCUAUUGGGAGUUCUUCCAGAUCUCACCACUUCAGAUGACCCCCUGCCAAACUAAAGCCAAAUAGGAUACAUACACCAUGUUGAAAUGUAGCAAAUGAAGUUAAAAUAUAUUUAAAUGUAUAUAAUUCCUCACUAUCUCAUUUCUUUAAUUUUCUUCAGCAUUCGUGUUCUGUAUGAUACAAAACGAAGUCAAGAGAGAAAGUUUCUAAUAUUUUUCUCUUUGGGCUUAUCUCUUGUUUUAAUAUUUGAGGUACCCCCAAAACCAUUUGUUUUCACAGCAUCCCUAGCCUCUAUAGGCUUCACUGUAGAUAUAGAAUUUAUUUAUAAAAUUAUUUUUAUACUUGGCUGAAUAUAAUUUACAUAAUAGCUAUAUAAAAACAUUUUAAACCAUAUUUGGAGAUCAUGUUUGGGAUGAUCAGGCUUAAAAUAUGAACUGUCACAUGCAAUUCACUUGGGAGUGUGACGCUUAGGACACUUCACCAAGUUAGACAUUCAUCCCCUAGAAGUUAAUACAAGAAGCUCAAGCAAGUAGAAAAGUGAUUGCAUAUGUAACUAAGUUGGAAUUUACAGUGAGGAGCUCCUGAUAGCAACCCUCAUUUUCUAACUAAUGGUUAGUGAUUCCUCAAGCAUUUCUUAGGAGACUACCUAGUGUUCAGUAUUCCAGUUUUUCACCAAUAACUAGUUUCUGUAUAUCAAAAGUGAUAGAGAAAAUAUGGAUGGCUUUAUUAGCUUGGGAUGUGGGGUGAUAACAUAUAUCCUGACCAAGGUAACCUGAAGCAGUUACCUGGACAUAGAUAACAGGGAAAGUAUACAUUAAUUUGAAACAGCUAAUCUCAAGGAAUGAAGGAGAGAGAUUAAGACAUUUGCCUUAGGCAAACAUUCUAUAUAUGGUUAGGGUGGUGAUUGAGCAUCUACCCUUUAGCAUUCCAUAAUAUCCUUCAGUUGUUUUGAUACCCUAAGGCAGCAUCACAAAUGUGAUUCUGUUUCACCAUUUCUAGAGUAAUGAACGCCUCUCAAUUCCUCCUGCCCUCAUGGAUCAUACCUGAGUAUAUAUUCUGGAUUCCACUUGUUUGGCACCUAUGUCUUCUAAUUGCCUGACGUAUAGAAUCUAACGGAUUUGGAGCCAAGAUCACAAGAACCCGCAUGUAAUGAGGCUGGGGGAAAGUCUGAAGUUCCGAUCUCAGAUGAUUUUAAAAUACCGUUUUUCCAAAUUUCCUUUUAUACAUAACUUACAGUAUCAAUUUUUUAAAAGAUUUUAUUUAUUAUGAGAGACACACAGAGGCAGAGACAUAGGCAGAGGGUAAAGCAGGCUCCCCACAGGGAGCCUCUUGUGAGACUCCAUCCCAGGACCCUGACAUACAACCUGAACCAAAGGCAGACACUCAACCACUGGGCCACACAGGUGCCCCUUAGUAUCUAUGUUUUUAACUAUGUUUAGCUUUUACUGUUUUCUUUUAAACAUCACCUUGCUUAAUACAAUUAAAAUAUGGUCAGAGUCCUUAGGACUAUUUCACUGAAAG